GAUUUUAAAUUCUUUAGUCUUAUUGGAUAAAGAAAGCACUAUAUAUAUAUAAAUAGCUUUAACCUAUGCCAUCAAAGAUUCAAAGCAAUCCCCUUUUACGACCACAACAUCUCAAUACACCCUUCAUAUAUAGACUAUAGUUUAUUCCAUCAUUGCUUUUUACUAUAGCUAUAAUGAGGUUGCCACAAAAGCUCUUCUUCACCUUCUUCCUUUCCUCCUCCAUUUUUCUUCUCAUAGGAAUCAAGGUGGCAGAAAGCUCCUCAGUGAACCACCACCAUCAUCAUCAUCAUAAUCAUAAUGAUGAUCAUGACACAAAGAAGCUGUUUGUAUUUGGAGAUUCAUAUGCUGAUACAGGGAAUAACAGAAUUUCAAUUGGUCAAUCAUGGAAAGAACCAUAUGGUAUCACCUUUCCCGGGAAACCUUCUGGCCGUUUCUCUGAUGGUCGUGUCUUCACUGAUUUCCUAGCUAAAUAUUUGGGUUUAAAAUCCCCAGUACCUUACAAGUUCAGAAAGUACAAACCCAACAAUUUGAAGUAUGGGAUGAACUUUGCAUUUGGAGGGACCGGAGUAUUUGAUACACUCGCACCGUACCCAAACAUGACAACCCAAAUCGAUUUCUUUGAACGCCUUCACAAAGACUCCUUAUUUACACAUUCUGAUCUACAAAAUUCUAUUGCUCAUGUUAGUCUUGUUGGCAAUGACUACUCAGCUUACCUUUCUCGAGGUGGUACCAUUCAGGGAUUUCAAACAUUCAUUCCCCAAGUUGUUAAUCAACUAGUUGUGGAUAUUCAACGUAUUUACAACUUAGGAGUGAAGAAAAUCUCAGUGACAGCAUUACAGCCUUUGGGAUGUCUACCUCGAAACCUAGUAAAUGAUCAAUGCAAUGACACAUUCAACCAAGCCGUUGUCUUCCAUAAUCUCUUAUUGCAACAAGCAAUUACCAGGUUGAACAAUCAAACUACCAAUGAUCAUGGCUCUCCGAUCGUCAUUAUUGAUUUAUACACUGCUUUUUUCUCUAUCUUUCAAGGAAGAGAAAAUAAUCAAGGAAAUAAUUCGAAAUUUGACAACACAAUGAAGUCAUGUUGCACUGGCAUAAGUGAAAAUUAUACCUGUGGAAGUGUAGAUGAAAAGGGUAAUAAGAUGUACAAGGUAUGCCAAAACCCAGAGUCUUUCUUCUUUUGGGAUGAAGUACACCCUACACAAGCAGGUUGGGAAGCUCUAAGCUUAGCUUUACAAGCUAAUCUUGAAGAACUACAACAUUAAUUAGCUAAGGCUUUCUUUUUUCUAAGAAAAAUGGUCAAUAAUUUUUAGAGUAAUAAAAAUUGUACAAGUGAUUGUACAUAAGUUUUCAUUAGUGUUUAUAAUUGUGCUUUUCAUCGAUGUAAGAUGUGUGAAUGAGAUCGAUUCUUUGUUUGUUCCUUUA
This is a messenger RNA of Beta vulgaris subsp. vulgaris (sugar beet), 1422 nucleotides long. Its product is annotated as GDSL esterase/lipase At5g03610. The record is from RefSeq and is a predicted model, not a curated record. Gene Ontology annotation, molecular function: hydrolase activity, acting on ester bonds. The coding region runs from base 174 to 1262 and encodes 362 amino acids. The transcript has 5 exons. Lineage: Eukaryota; Viridiplantae; Streptophyta; Magnoliopsida; Caryophyllales; Amaranthaceae.